AUGGCGAUGGCCCCGGUCAAAUCACACGGCACAUCAAAUCGCAAUGGCGCUGGUGUCAUAUUGAACGAGACCUUUAGAAACAGCGUCAUAGCGGUGGAUCGACUAUCGGAUCGCCUAAUGGCUGUAAAAGUAGGAUUCAAAAGUCAUCUCUACAGACCAUGUCGCUCCCAACACCAUUUGGUCGUCAUGGACUUGAAAAUCUUCCGUCCAAGGAAGAAGAGACAUCCAAAGACUGAAACACAACGCAUCAAAUGGUGGAAUCUGAAGGAUCGAAAGGAGAUGGAGCCAUGGACGCGGAGAAUUGUGGUCGUCUUCUUCCAGCGUUAUACGCGUCACAGCGGAGAACACUCUGGAAAAGAUGACUCAAGGACACGUCAGCCUAAAGAUCGUGGUGCUUACCUACUGGUGAAGAGGGAGACUAAAAUGGUUGUCUCCAAAGCAAAGUCGGACCGCUACAAGGCUGUGUACGACAUGCUUGAUACAAGAGAAGGCGAGAGGAUCGUAAAGGGAGCUGAUGGCGCCCUUCUGCGUCGUUCUGGUCAGAUCCUGGAGAGGUGGCGAGAGUGCUACGUUCAGUUUUGCAACGAAGAGUUCUGCCAUCCUUCCAUGUCAACUGUUCCCAACGUCGAGAGUCCUGUUUCACCAAUUACUGCACUCGGAGUCAGUACUGCCCUCGCAAAAAUAAAAUCAAACAGGGCAACCGGUCCUGAUGACGUACUUACUGAUGUCUGGAAACUGCUAGGAGAUCGAAGGUCCGCGUGGCUUACAACUCCAGGGAACUCUAGGCCAAGGAUUCGUUGGUUGAACCGUGUGAAGUUGGACAUGAAAGAUGCGCGUUUGUGUACGGCUGAUGGGACCGAUCGAACCAAAUCAAAGACAAGAAGCAGAAAGGCGGACACUGCAACAACACUAGCAAGAAGAAAAAGAAGGUCUUGA
Necator americanus (New World hookworm) is the source of this 936-nucleotide messenger RNA. RefSeq lists its product as uncharacterized. NCBI's taxonomy places the organism in Eukaryota, Metazoa, Nematoda, Chromadorea, Rhabditida, Ancylostomatidae. The transcript has 5 exons. The record is from RefSeq and is a predicted model, not a curated record. The coding region runs from base 1 to 936 and encodes 311 amino acids.